AUGAAUGCACAAAUUACCCAAAACACUUUCUGCACAUACACAGGCUCCCAAGGAGAAGUGCCACAUACAACCAUCUUCUUCAUUUCUGGCAACCCUGGCCUGGUUAGCUACUAUCAUCCAUUCCUAUCGCUGCUGGGCCAGCACCUUUCACCCGCCCAAGAAGAACAAAAAAAUGGAAAACAUGAUACAGAGAAAUCAGCCUCGUCUUCUCCUUCAAUUCAAAUCUAUGGAUGCAGCCUAGGCGGUUUCGAGGUCAACCCCGAAUCCACUUCACAGAAACUCUAUAACUUGGAAGAUCAGAUCCAGUUUGUUCAUAACAAGCUUGAAACCUUGAUGGUCACAAACAAACAUGCUUCUACCAGCGCCAAUGGCACACCCAAACCUUCGCCUGCAUCAAAGCAUAAGGUAAUCCUCAUCGGCCACUCCGUCGGCGCAUACAUCGCCAUGGAGAUUCUCCGACGCCACCGCGAGGCCGACUCAGCCCCCGAAUCCCAAGCUCAGAAUACCAGCUCAGAUUUCGAUAUCAUCGGCGGUGCAAUGCUCUUUCCAACGGUCAUGCACAUCGCCGCCUCACCCUCCGGGCAGAAAUUAACUCGCCUUCUAUCCGUAAUCCCCAGUCUAGCCCUUAUAGUCGGCCUCUUCGCUCGUCUCCUCGUUCAGGUCCUUCCCACCGCGGUGCUCAAAGCCGCUAUCAAGCUCGUUAUGCACGAUCCGCCCGCCCAUGCCCUCGAUGCAACCGCCACGUUUCUCAGCGGCUGCGGCCACGUUCAACAAGCUCUACAUAUGGCCGCCGAUGAAAUGCGCACCAUCACAUCGGACAAGUGGACCGACGACGUCUGGGGUGUGGCGCACACACGCGAGCCGCUAACCAAGUUGUUCUUCUACUUCGGGCGUGGGGAUCACUGGGUUGCAGAAGAGACACGGGAGGAGAUUAUUGCGUUGCGGGGGCAUGGUCCGCGCAUGGUGGUUUGCGAGGAGGGUCUGCCGCAUGCGUUCUGUCUGAAACAUAGUGAUUUUAUGGCUCGGAAGGUGGCCGGAAUGAUUGGUGAGAUUGUUGGGGGUGGAGAGUUUGUAUAG
Molecule: messenger RNA, 1077 nt
Organism: Penicillium macrosclerotiorum
Lineage: Eukaryota; Fungi; Ascomycota; Eurotiomycetes; Eurotiales; Aspergillaceae
Product: bifunctional triacylglycerol lipase/ester hydrolase
Exons: 4
Coding region: 1-1077 (358 amino acids)
Biological process (GO): lipid storage
Cellular component (GO): lipid droplet
Molecular function (GO): lipase activity
Source: RefSeq, a predicted model, not a curated record